AUGGAUACGUACAACGAGUAUCUUCUGGAGAAGAUAUGCGAGUUGUUUCCACGUAAAGAGGCAGAGGUUUUUAUUGAGGAGAGCGAAAAGCAAAGGCCUACAACGAUACGAAUCAAUACGCUUUUGAAGCGUAGAAAAGACGUGUCGAAGCUCUUACGUGGAAGGGGUGUGGAUAUUGACGAUCUCAGCUGGACAGACAGCGGAUGUGUUAUCUUCAAGUCCUCUGUUCCUAUUGGGGCCACGCCCGAGUAUCUUGCCGGAUACUAUUGUCUUCAAGGAGCUGCAUCGAUGCUCCCGGUCCUUAACAUGGAGCUCAAAGAGGGUCUGACUGUUGUUGAUUUGUGCGCAGCACCUGGGGGGAAGACAACACACAUUGCUGCACUUAUGGAAAACACAGGGACGAUCUAUGCAAACGAUAUGAACGAGGAGAGAAUAGCAGGAUUAAAGAGCAACGUACAGAGAAUGGGGGUGAAGAACUGCAUAAUAAUGAACAUGGACGGAAGGAAGGUGAAUGUUGGAAAGGUAGAUAGGGUUCUGGUGGAUGCACCGUGUUCUGGGACCGGAGUGAUAUCGAAGGAUCCGUCAGUGAAGACCAACAGAACAAGAAGUGAGAUAGAUAGAAUGGUUACGCUUCAGAAAGAACUGAUACUUCAUGGAUUUGAGAUGCUGAGGCCUGGAGGGAUACUGAUGUACUCGACAUGUUCUGUGCUUGUCAAGGAAAACGAGGAGGUUGUUAAUUAUCUUCUCAACAAAUGUCCUUCCGCCCGAAUGGCCCAAUGCGAGAUAGACAUUGGAAAGGAUGGAUUCAUGAGUUUCAAGGGAAGAAACUACAACGGGUCUCUCAAGAUGGCUAGAAGGAUCUAUCCACAUGUGCACAACAUGGACGGGUUCUUUUAUGCAAAGAUUCAGAAGAAGUAUUAA
Molecule: messenger RNA, 921 nt
Organism: Encephalitozoon intestinalis ATCC 50506
Lineage: Eukaryota; Fungi; Microsporidia; Unikaryonidae
Product: NOL1/NOL2/sun tRNA/rRNA cytosine-C5-methylase
Exons: 1
Coding region: 1-921 (306 amino acids)
Biological process (GO): maturation of LSU-rRNA; rRNA base methylation
Cellular component (GO): nucleolus
Molecular function (GO): rRNA (cytosine-C5-)-methyltransferase activity; RNA binding
Source: RefSeq, a predicted model, not a curated record